CAGUAUUUGACGUGUCCUCUCAGCAGCAGGACAGAAAGGACGGAACACAACACAGCAGGUCUCUCGUGAAAGCAGUGAGUGAGUGAGUGAAUGAGUGAAUGAGUGAGUAAUUAUCCGCUCACACCUCCUCACUCUUCCCGGGGCAAACUUUCCCCGAAUAUCAAAACCUGACUGAGAAACGUUAAAAUAUGCAGCUCAACGAGACACCGAACUGUGUCCACGCGUGAAAACCACACUAAACUCCGUGGACAAAGUGCGGUUGAACAGUCCGGGAUGGACGGCUCCGGCUCCGGCUCCGGUGCUGCUGCUGCUGCCCGCCUGUCGUCGAACUCGAGACCGUGUGUCGGCGCAGUUUCGGCGGACGAACACGGAGCUCCGGGUCCGGUGCCCGUGAAGAAACAAGCCGUGAAGAGGCACCACCACCGGCACAACCUGAAGCACAGGUACGAGUUCCUGGAGACGCUCGGGAAAGGAACGUACGGCAAAGUGAAGAAGGCCAAGGAGAGGUCCGGAAGACUGGUUGCCAUAAAGUCCAUCAGAAAGGAGAAGGUCAAGGAUGAGCAAGACCUGGUUCACAUUCGCAGGGAGAUUGAGAUCAUGUCGUCGCUCUGCCACCCGCACAUCAUCACCAUAUACGAAGUGUUUGAAAACAAGGACAAGAUUGUGAUCGUGAUGGAGUACGCCAGCCAAGGAGACCUGUACGACUACAUCUGUGACAAGAAGCGCAUCUCUGAACAGGAGACCCGGCACUUCUUCAGACAAAUUGUGUCGGCGGUGCACUACUGUCACCAGAAUGGAAUAGUUCACCGGGACCUGAAACUGGAGAAUAUUUUACUAGAUGGCAACGGGAAUGUUAAGAUCGCAGACUUCGGCCUGUCGAACCUCUACCACGGCGACGAGUUCCUUCAAACCUUCUGUGGGAGCCCCUUGUACGCUUCCCCCGAGAUCGUCAACGGACGCCCGUACCGCGGGCCAGAGGUGGAUACCUGGUCUCUCGGUGUACUGUUGUAUACGCUGGUUCACGGCUCCAUGCCAUUUGAUGGAAACAACCACAAAGCACUGGUUCAACAGAUCAGCACCGGAAACUACCGGAAACCCAAUAAACCCUCAGAUGCUUGUGGGCUUAUCCGCUGGAUGCUGAUGGUAAAUCCGGAGCGCAGAGCUACUAUUGAGGAGACUGCAGGACACUGGUGGCUCAACUGGGGUUACCAGCAGCCGCUACUGGCAGAGACAAAGAGCAGCACAACGGAGCAGACCUCGUCGCCGCUCUCCACGUCCACAUCACACCCCGCUGGGAUGGCCAGCGUCGCCAACUGGCUGCGUCGCACCUCCAGACCUUUGCUGGAGAACGGCUCAAAGAUCCGCUGCCUGCUGCGCUCACAGGCCGGCGGCGGAGGGGACGUGGUGCGACAGCGGUCUCUGCGAAGGUCGCGGAAGGAGAACAACAUUUCCCAGACGUUUCACGAAGGGAGCUCAGACAGUCGUCCCUCCAAAGGUAUUCUGAAGAGGCGCAACAGUGUGAAGCAGAAAGUGACGAAUGAAACCCCGGCUGCAAGUCCAGUAGAGCCUCAGGACGCUCCGAGUUUGGCGACGCCACCUCAUGCCCCUUCAGCUGCGUCGGCUCCGCGCAAGGGAAUCCUGAAGAAGCCUGCGGAGCAAGAGUCGGGAUACUUCUCCUCCUCUCCUGAGAACAGCGAGUCCAGCUGGGCACCACAGACAACCGUGUGUCCUUCAGCACCCACCUAUAAAAAGAGCAUCCUAAAACGAAAUGGAAAGUUCUCUUCUGGUGGCUUGCAGGAGUUUGGCUCUCUAGACCAGCUGGCAGCUUCUCUACCGCACGGCGGCACCAGGUCAAGACCAAGUGGGGCCAUCAGCGAGGACAGCAUUCUGUCCUCGGAGUCCUUUGACCAGCUGGAUCUACCGGAACGGAUGGGAGCGUCGGCAAAAAUGAAUAAACCGGGCAAGGCGAGCAUGAAGGGAAGUGUGUCUGCCGACAACCUGCUGGAUAUUCAAGAGGAUGGGAUUCUUGGGGACGGGCUGCUGGGGCCCUGGAACCGCUGCUACGAGUCCGGAGUGGCCGACAGUGCUUUCUCCAUCACCGACUGUGAUAAUGUAACAGAGGCGUACAAACAGGCCAUGGUUAUACGCGGCUCUGCAGCAAGCUAAAGACCAGCAGACUUAAGACCAGCAGGCUAAAGACCAGCAGGCUAAAGACCAGCAGACUUAAGACCAGCAGGCUAAAGACGAGCAGGCUUAAGACGAGCAGGCUUAAGACGAGCAGGCUUAAGACCAGCAGGCUAAAGACCAGCAGGCUUAAGACCAGCAGGCUUAAGACCAGCAGGCUAAAGACCAGCAGGCUUAAGACCAGCAGGCUUAAGACCAGCAGGCUAAAGACCAGCAGGCUUAAGACCAGCAGGCUAAAGACCAGCAGGCUAAAGACUUGUGUUUUUUUUAAUCCAGUAUUUUUAAGUGACGGUAAACUACUGAUGACGUGAGAGAGCCAAAGUGCAUCGCGUCAAGCGAUCGAUCAGUGUGCUGACUCAUUUUGGUUAAUUUAAAAUAAUUGCACAGCACCAAAAAAAAGGGAGGGGCCUUCUUACUCAACAAUAGAUUGUAUUUUUUUAAGAUGGUGAAUGAUAAAUGGUUUGCCUUUAAAAGCUUCUCACGAAAGGAGGGCUGCUGUGAAUCAAUCAGGAACUUGUACUUUUCACUUUUCAAGGGUAUGUUUUGAGGAAAUGCACGUUGUAACCAAAACACAGGACAUAUUACUUGAGUAAAAGGUAUUUAGAAAACUGUCAUUGCCUUGUUUAAAAGGACAGAAUACUCUUGACAAAGUGCAGUGUUCGUUUUGACUCUAGAUUUAUGAAAGUUGAUCAUCUCAACAACAGCAAUAACACAGGUUUAAUGUUUUUGGGUCCUUCAUGUACCAUAUAUGCCAGAUUUUACUGAGGUUUUUAGGAUGUGGGGGAGAAAGUGGCAUUUCACGGAUACCAAAGAACUUAUGUUAUUGGAUGUUUUUUUUUUUUUCUCCAUUUUUACUUUAAACUACUCAGAGAGAAUGUGCCAAGUGAACGCCGUCUAAACGAGUGGUUUAGUGGUUUGAUUGUUUUUCCUCUUUCUCUGGAUGAUGUGGAUAAUGACUUGAAUAAUAAUCAUGACACAUAAGAGAAGAGUCACAACAUGAACAACUCGUAGAACCUGCUUUUGUCUACACAGGUGGCCACUGUGUGUGUGUGUGUGUGUGUGUGUGUGUGUGUGUGUGUGUACAGGUGGCAGUUUCACUGGAAAGGUGGGGCCAAUUAACAAACAUGAAGGUCACAUGAAGUUGAACUUUGGAAGAAAAAAACCCGCCAACUUGUGUUUGAUUAUGAACUCUGAGCUCCUUUUACGCUGCAUGUAAAGUGGUGCAGACUCCAUGUGCAACCUUUGAACUCAGUUUUGAACGUCUGCCAUGGAGCUCAGGAGAGAU
This is a messenger RNA of Solea solea (common sole), 3469 nucleotides long. RefSeq names its product NUAK family, SNF1-like kinase, 2 (gene nuak2). Gene Ontology annotation, cellular component: cytoplasm. Gene Ontology annotation, molecular function: tau-protein kinase activity; ATP binding; protein serine/threonine kinase activity. Bases 274 to 2166 code for a protein of 630 amino acids. Lineage: Eukaryota; Metazoa; Chordata; Actinopteri; Pleuronectiformes; Soleidae. The record is from RefSeq and is a predicted model, not a curated record. Gene Ontology annotation, biological process: microtubule cytoskeleton organization; intracellular signal transduction; protein phosphorylation. The transcript has 6 exons.